Molecule: messenger RNA, 162 nt
Organism: Anisakis simplex (herring worm)
Lineage: Eukaryota; Metazoa; Nematoda; Chromadorea; Rhabditida; Anisakidae
Source: the annotation of a GenBank genome assembly
GAAGGAAGCGAGGAAGACGAAAUGAGUGAUGAGGCAUCAGAAGGCGAUCAGAUGCGAGCAGCCACCUCGGAUCAUGACUCGAAUUCUUCAGAAAAAGGUAGUGGUGACGAUUUUAUUUGGGAUUUCUAUGUUGCUUCAAAUUGUGUGGAAAAUCUUACGUGA